AUGGUCGCGGCGCAGGACUUGCCGCUCGCGCUGAGCAUCAGCUUCGCGCCCGAGUCGUCGACCAUCUCGAUGACGCUGUUCAACCAGCCCGAGGCGUCGAAACCCGCCCUCCCCCUCGAGCUCAAGUACAAGUACGACCCCUCGACGCCGUACGCCCCGAUCCACGAGAUCACCGAGGACCGUAAUCAGAGGAUCAAGCAGCACUACUGGGACCUCUGGGGCCUCGGCAACAAGGCAGACCAGGGCAUCUCGCAGCUCAAGAUCACCGACGAGUUCCAGGGCGACCUCGUCACCAUCUCGGCCGACGAGAUCGAGGCGUUCUGCCGUGUUGUCGGCAUCGAGGGCGAGGCGUACAAGCGCAACCACAAGGCCGGCAUGCAGGUCCCGCUCGACUUCGCCAUCAAGCUCGGCUGGAAGGCCAUCAUGAAGCCGAUCUUCCCCUCGACGAUUGACGGCGACCUGCUCAAGCUCGUCCACCUCUCGAACGGCUUCCGCGUCCUCCCCGACACGCCCACACUCCAGGUUGGCGACGUCGUGACGACCACGUCGCGCAUCGAAUCAAUCACGAACUCGGACACGGGCAAAACCGUCUCGGUUCGCGGCGUCAUCUCGCUCGUCUCGUCCGCCGACUCGAAGGGCAAGGACGCCUCGACCGAGGACCGCAUCCCGCUCAUCGAGGUCACCUCGUCCUUCUUCUACCGCGGCAAGUUCAGCGACUACGCCCAGACAUUCUCCCGCGUCGCCCACCCGACCUACUCUGUCCCGAUCACCACGCCCGAGGCCGUCGCCGUCCUCCAGUCCAAGGAGUGGUUCCAGUGGGACGACGACUCGAAGCCCCUCGAGGUCGGCACCAAGCUCCAGUUCAAGGUCGAGUCGAACUAUGUCUACGCCGACAAGUCGUCCUACGCGAUGGCUACCGUCACCGGCGGCGCGUACGUCAUCACCCCCGAGCUCAAGCUCGCUGUCAAGGUUGCCACGGUCGACUACACGUCCGAGGGCGAGGGCGUCAUCCAGGGCGACCCGGUCAUCGAGUACCUCAAGCGCCACGGCUCGGCCCUCGACCAGCCCAUCAUGCUCGAGAACGGCGGCUAUUCGCUCACCAAGGCCGGCCAGUGCACCUUCACGACGCCCGCGUCCAACCUCGACUACUCGCUCACCUCGGGCGACACGAACCCGAUUCACACGAACCCGUACUUUGCCUCGCUCGCCUACCUCCCCGGCACCAUCACGCACGGCAUGCACUCGUCGGCCCGCACGCGCAAGUUUGUCGAGCAGGUCGCCGCAGACAACGUCGGCGCGCGCGUCCGCAAGUACGAGGUCGGCUUCACGGCCAUGUGCCUCCCCUCGCGCAAGAUGGAGGUCCGCCUUAAGCACGUCGGCAUGACCGCGGACGGAAACCGCCUCAUCAAGGUCGAGACCGUCGACGUCGAGGGCGGCAACGUCGUUCUCAGCGGAACCGCCGAGGUCGCCCAGGCUCCCACCGCGUACGUCUUCACCGGUCAAGGUUCGCAAGAGCCCGGCAUGGGCAUGGAGCUCUACGCCAACUCGCCCGUCGCCCGCGCCGUCUGGGACGAGGCUGACCGCCACCUCGGCGAGGUCUACGGCUUCUCCAUCCUCGAGAUUGUCCGUACGAACCCCAAGGAAAAGACUGUGCACUUCGGCGGGUUGAAAGGCCAAGCAACCCGUCAGAAGUACAUGGACAUGUCGUACACAACGACUGACCAUGAGGGCAACGUUAAGACUCUCCCGCUCUUCGGCGACAUCGACCUCCGUACCUCACGCUACACGUUCUCGUCGCCGACCGGUCUCCUCUACGCCACCCAGUUCGCCCAGAUCGCCCUCGUCGUAACGGAGAAGGCCGCCUUCGAGGACAUGCGCGCCAAGGGUCUCGUUCAGAAGGACUGCGUCUUUGCCGGUCACUCGCUCGGAGAGUACUCGGCUCUCGCCUCGAUCGCCGACAUCCUCCCCAUCUCGGCCCUCGUCGACGUCGUCUUCUACCGCGGUAUCACCAUGCAGCGCGCCGUCGAACGCGACCACCUCAACCGCUCGUCGUACGGAAUGGUCGCCGUCAACCCGAGCCGCAUCGGCAAGAGCUUUGGCGACGCCGCCCUCCGCGAGGUCGUCGACACCAUCGCCCGCCGCGGAAACAUCCUCAUCGAGGUCGUCAACUACAACGUCGAGGGACAGCAAUACGUCGUCGCCGGUCACCUCGUCGCCCUCCAAUCCCUCACAAACGUCCUCAACUUCCUCAAGAUCCAGAAGAUCGACCUCGCCAAGCUCACCGAGACGAUGUCGAUCGAGCAGGUCAAGGAGCACCUGUGCGAGAUCGUCGACGAGUGCGUCCAGAAGGCGCGCGACCUCCAGGCCAAGACGGGCUUCAUCACCCUCGAGCGCGGCUUUGCGACGAUCCCGCUCCCCGGUAUCGACGUGCCGUUCCACUCGCGCUACCUCUGGGCGGGAGUCAUGCCGUUCCGCACUUACCUCUCGAAGAAGGUCAACCCGGCGCACUUCAACGCCGACCUCCUCGUCGGCCGCUACAUCCCCAACUUGACCGCCGUCCACUACGAGGUCUCGAAGGAGUACGCCGAACGCAUCCACACCCAGACGUCGUCGCCGCGCCUCAACAAGAUUCUCAAGGCCUGGGACGAGGAGCGCUGGGGCGCACCCGAGAACCGCAACAAGCUCGGCUACGCCAUCCUCAUCGAGCUCCUCGCGUACCAGUUCGCCUCGCCCGUCCGCUGGAUCGAGACGCAGGACAUCCUCUUCCGCGACUUCAAGUUUGAGCGCCUCGUCGAGCUUGGCCCGUCGCCCACUCUCACCGGCAUGGCUACGCGCACGCAGAAGCUCAAGUACGACGCGCACGACUCGUCGGUCGGCAUCAAGCGCUCGAUCUACUGCAUCGCCAAGCACCAGAAGGAGAUCUACUACCAGUUCGAUGACGUUGCCGGCGAAGAGGCGCCCGCUCCUGCCGCAGUUGCGCCUUCCGCUCCCGCUCCCAAGGCCGCCCCAGUCGCCGCCGCCCCUCCCCCUCCCGCUCCUGUCGCUGCCGCGCCUGCCGCCGCCGUCGCCGACGAGCCGCUCAAGGCUGUCGACACGCUCCGCAUCAUCAUCGCGCAGAAGCUCAAGAAGCCCGUUGGCGAAGUCCCCCUCACCAAGUCGAUCAAGGAGCUCGUCGGCGGCAAGUCGACCCUCCAGAACGAGAUUCUCGGCGACCUUCAAGGCGAGUUCAGCAGCGCGCCUGAAAAGGGCGAGGAGAUGCCUCUCCAGGAGCUCGGCGCGGCCCUCCAGCAGGGCUACUCUGGCAAGCUCGGCAAGUACACCACCGGCGUCAUCUCGCGCAUGAUUGGCGCCAAGAUGCCCGGCGGUUUUGGUCUCUCCGCCGUCCAGGGUCACCUCGGCAAGACCUACGGCCUCGGCGCCGGUCGCAUCGAUGGCGUCCUCCUCUUCGCCGUCACGCAGGAGCCGGCUAAGCGUCUCGCCAACGAGGGUGAGGCGAAGGCUUGGGUCGACUCGGUCGCGCAAGGCUACGCCUCGAUGGCUGGCAUCUCGCUCGCCGCCGGCGGUGGAGCUGCUGCUGCUGCCCCCGCGAUGGCGUUCGCCGCUCCGGCCGCAGCUGGCGGUGGAGCGCCCGCUGCCGUCCCCGACGAGCCGCUCAAGGCGACCGACACGCUUCGCGCCAUCAUCGCUCAGAAGCUCAAGAAGCAGAUCCCCGACGUCCCCCUCACCAAGUCCAUCAAGGACCUUGUCGGCGGCAAGUCGACCCUGCAGAACGAGAUCCUCGGCGACCUCCAGGGCGAGUUCAGCAGUGCGCCCGAGAAGGGCGAGGAGAUGCCGCUCCAGGAGCUUGGCGCCGCACUCAACCAAGGCUACUCGGGCACGCUCGGCAAGCACACGAGCGGUCUCGUCGCCCGCAUGAUGGGCGCCAAGAUGCCCGGUGGCUUCGGUCUCUCGGCGGCGAAGGCGCACCUCUCGAAGGCUCACGGUCUCGGGCCCGGCCGCACCGACGGCGCUCUCCUCGUCGCGCUCACCAAGGAGCCCGAGAAACGUCUCGGUAGCGAGGCCGACGCCAAGGCCUGGCUCGACGGCGUCGCUCAGGCGUACGCCUCGCAGGCUGGCAUCACCCUCGGCGCUGGUGGAGGCGGAGGCGGCGCGGCUGUCGGCGGCGCCGGCUUUAUGAUCAACACCGAGCAGCUCGACAAGAUGCAGGAGAAGCAGGACAACUUCGUCUCGCAGCAGGUCGAGCUCUUCCUCCGCUACCUCGGCAAGGACUCGCGCGAGGGCCACCGCCUCGCCGACAUGCAGAAGGCAGAGGUCGCCAACCUCCAGGAGAAGCUCGACUCGAUCGCUCGCGAGCACGGCGACGCCUAUGUCCAGGGCAUCCAGCCCGUCUUCGACCCGCUCAAGGCCCGCCACUUCAACUCGUCGUGGAACUGGGUCCGUCAGGACGCGCUCAUGAUGUGGAUGGACAUCCUCUUCGGCCGCCUCACCACCGUCGACCGCGACAUCACCGCUCGCUGCCUUGUCAUCAUGAACCGCGCCGACCCUUCUCUCAUCGACUACAUGCAGUACACCAUCGACAACACCCCCGUCGAGCGCGGCGAGCAUUACGUCCUCGCCAAGCAAUUCGGCCAGCAGCUCCUCGACAACUGCCGCGAGAUGAUCGGCCAGGCUCCGCUCUACAAGGACGUCACCUUCCCGACCGCGCCCAAGACGACCGUCAACGCCAAGGGCGACAUCAUCACCGAGGAGGUCAACCGCCCCGGCGUCUCUCGCCUCGAGAAGUAUGUCGCCGAGAUGGCUGCCGGCUCAAAGGUCACCGUCGCCAGCGUCAACCUCGACAAGGUCCAGGAGCAGGUCGAGAAGCUGUACAAGCUCGUCAAGUCGCAGCCGCAGAUUUCGAAGCAGCACAUGACGUCGAUCAAGUCGCUGUACGCUGAGGUCGUUCGCGGUCUCGGCAAGGACGCCGGCCCUCCUCCGGUCCACAAGGCCGGCACUCGCGCCCGCCGCCCCUCGAGCCAGUUCCUCCGUCCCGCAGCCGUCUCCGAGGCGACUUUCCUCCCCGAGGACAAGGUGCCUCUCCUGCACCUCAAGCGCAAGAUCGGCAACGACUGGCAAUACUCGAGCAAGCUCACGUCGCUCUACCUCGACAUCCUCAAGGAGAUUGCCACGUCGGGUGUCACCUUCGAGCACAAGAACGCGCUCAUGACCGGUGUCGGCAAGGGCUCCAUCGGUAUCGAGAUCGUCAAGGGUCUCCUCGCUGGUGGCGCUCGCGUCGUCAUCACGACCUCGCGCUACUCGCGCUCGACUGUCGAGUACUACCAGGCGAUCUACCAGGAGGUCGGCUCGAAGGGCUCGUCGCUCACCGUCGUCCCCUUCAACCAGGGCUCGAAGCAGGAUGUCGAGGCGCUCGUCGACUUCAUUUAUUCGAAGGAUAAGGGUCUCGGCAUGGACCUCGACUACAUCCUCCCCUUCGCCGCCCUUCCCGAGAACGGCCGCGAGAUCGACGGCAUCGACGACCGCUCCGAGCUCGCCCACCGCAUCAUGCUCACCAACCUCCUCCGCCUCCUCGGUGCCGUCAAGUCGAAGAAGGCCGCCCUCAAGCUCACGACCCGCCCAACCGAGGUCGUCCUCCCGCUUUCGCCGAACCACGGCCUCUUCGGCAACGACGGUCUCUACUCGGAGUCGAAGAUCUCGCUCGAGACGCUCUUCAACCGCUGGAGCUCGGAGAGCUGGGGCGAGUACCUCUGCCUCGCUGGCGCUGUCAUCGGAUGGACGCGCGGUACCGGUCUCAUGUCGGCGACGAACUCGGUCGCCGAAGGUAUCGAGGCGCAGGGUUGCAGGACGUUCUCCGCCAAGGAGAUGGCCUUCAACAUUCUCGGCCUCAUGCACCCGCUCGUCUUCGACGUCGCGCAGAUCGAGCCUGUCUGGGCCGACCUCAACGGUGGCAUGGACAAGCUCCCCGACCUUGCCAACCUCACGACCGAGAUCCGCAAGAAGCUCAACCUCACCGCGUCGACCCGCCGCGCCAUCGCCAAGGACAACUCGUUCGACUACAAGGUCGCGCACGGCCCGGCGAUGGAGCAGAUACACCAGCGGAUCAACGUCGCCCCGCGCGCCAACUUCUCCCUUCCCUUCCCCGAGCUCAAGCCGAUCGAUGCCAAGUCGGAGCUCGCGAAGCUCCGUGGCCUCAUCGACCUCGAGAAGGUCGUAGUCAUGACCGGUUACGCCGAGGUCGGACCGUUCGGCUCGUCGCGCACGCGCUGGGAGAUGGAGGCGAACGGCACCUUCUCCAUCCAGGGCACACUCGAGCUUGCGUACGUCAUGGGCCUCAUCAAGCACUUUGAGGGUCGCCUCAAGGACGGCACGCUCUACGUCGGAUGGGUCGACGCCAAGACGAACGAACCGCUGGACGACAAGGACGUCAAGGCUGCGUACGAGAAGCACAUUCUCGCGCACACCGGCAUCCGCCUCAUCGAGCCGGAGAUCUUCAACGGCUACGACCCGAAGCGCAAGGGCUUCACGCAGGAGAUCGAGAUCCAGCACGACCUCGAGCCCAUCGAGGCGUCCGAGGAGGACGCGGCUCGCUUCAAGCGCGAGCACGGCGCGCUCGUCGACGUCUACACCGAGGACGGCAGCAAGUUCUUCGUCAAGUUCAAGAAGGGCGCCAAGCUGCACAUUCCCAAGGCUGUUGCCUUCGACCGCCUUGUCGCCGGACAGAUCCCGACUGGCUGGUCGCACAAGGCCUUCGGUAUCCCCGACGACAUUGCCUCGCAGGUUGACCGCACCUCGCUGUGGGCGCUCGUCUCGGUCGCCGAGGCGCUCAUGAUGGCCGGCAUCACCGACCCGUAUGAGCUCUACAAGUGGAUUCACCCGAGCGAGGUCGGUUCGUCGCUCGGAUCCGGCAUGGGAGGCAUCACGAGUAUCUCGAAGAUGUUCCGCGACCGCCGCGAGGAGAAGGACGUCCAGAAGGACAUCCUCCAGGAGACCUUCAUCAAUACGGUCGCCGGAUGGGUCAACCUCCUCCUUCUCUCGUCAUCCGGACCGAUCAAGAUCCCCGUCGGCGCCUGCGCGACUGCCCUCCAGUCGGUCGAGAUCGCCUGCGACACCAUCCUCAGCGGCAAGGCCAAGAUCAUGGUCUCGGGAGGCUACGACGACUUCUCCGAGGAGGGCUCGUACGAGUUCGCAAACAUGAAGGCGACCUCGAACAGCGAGACCGAGUUCGCUGCCGGCCGCGAGCCGAACGAGAUGUCGCGUCCGACGACCAGCACCCGUGCCGGCUUCAUGGAGUCGAUGGGUUGCGGUGCUCAGGUCCUGAUGUCGGCGAAGACGGCCAUCGAGAUGGGCGCCACCAUCUACGGCAUCGUCGCCUACACCGCGACCGCCACCGACAAGGCUGGUCGCUCGAUUCCCGCCCCCGGACGCGGUGUCAUGGGUACCGCGCGCGAGAUCACCUCCAAGUACCCCUCGCCCAUCCUCGAUGUCACCUACCGCCGCCGCCAGCUCGAGUUCCGUCGCAAGCAGAUCUCGCAGUGGCUCGAGAACGAGACCGAGCUCCUCAAGUUCGAGGUCUCCUCGCACGGACAGGCCACAAAGCUCCCCGACGACUACGUCUCCGAGCGCCUCGCAUCCAUCGAACGCGAAGCCAAGCGCCAGGAGGCCGAGGCUCUCGCGACGUACGGCAUGCUCGCCGGCCAGGACCCGACCAUCGCCCCGCUCCGUCGCGCUCUCGCCGUUUGGGGUCUCACCAUCGACGACGUUGGAGUCGCCUCGUUCCACGGCACCUCGACCGUUGCCAACGACAAGAACGAGUCGAACGCGUACAACGAGCAGUUCCGUCACCUUGGCCGCGCCAAGGGUAACGCCUGCCCCGUCAUCGCUCAGAAGUGGCUCACCGGACACCCGAAGGGAGGUGCCGCCGCCUGGAUGCUCAACGGCUUGGCCCAGGUCAUUCAGAGCGGUCUCGUUCCCGGCAACCGCAACGCCGACAACAUCGGCGAAGAGCUUCGCGCGUUCGAGUACCUGCUCUACCCGUCCAAGUCGAUCCAGACCGACGGCAUCAAGGCUGGUCUCCUCACCUCGUUCGGCUUCGGUCAAGUCGGUGGCCAGGCUCUCAUCGUUCACCCGAGUCUGCUCAUCGGCGCGCUCGAGCCCGCCCAGUUCGAGGCGUACAAGAAGCUCAACGACCAGCGCAAGAAGUGGUCAUACCGUCGCUUCAACGAUUUCUUCACGAACGGCAAGCUCGUCAUUAUCAAGGACGGCACGCCCUUCACGCCCGAGCAGGAGAACACGACCCUCCUCAACCCGCUCGUCCGCGCCGUGCCCGACAAGACUGGCUCGUACUCGAUGCCGAAGGAGUUCCCUGCCACCGUCCCUCGCAGCAACAACGCCGAAGUCGCCAACAAGCUCGUCAGCGCGGCUGUCGGCGGUGCUUUCGGCGUCGGCACGGACGUCGAGCUGAUCAGCGCCGUCCCGACCUCGGAGUCGUUCCUCGAGAGGAACUUCACCCAGGACGAGAUCGCCUACUGCAAGGCCGCACCCGACUUCCGCGCUAGCCUCGCCGCGCGCUGGUCCGCCAAGGAGGCCACUUUCAAGGCUCUCAAGACCGAGUCGAAGGGCGCCGCCGCCAGCAUGCAGGACAUCGAGGUCGUCUCCACGUCGCAGGGCCCGACUAUCAAGCUCCACGGCGAGGUCGAGAAGAUCGCCCAGGCCGCCGGCAUCACGGCCUUCGAGGUCUCGCUCUCGCACUCGGAGGACGUCGCUUGCGCCGUCGUCAUCGCCCAGAAGUAG
Molecule: messenger RNA, 8787 nt
Organism: Rhodotorula toruloides NP11
Lineage: Eukaryota; Fungi; Basidiomycota; Microbotryomycetes; Sporidiobolales; Sporidiobolaceae
Exons: 15
Coding region: 1-8787 (2928 amino acids)
Biological process (GO): long-chain fatty acid biosynthetic process
Cellular component (GO): fatty acid synthase complex
Molecular function (GO): fatty acid synthase activity; holo-[acyl-carrier-protein] synthase activity; magnesium ion binding
Source: RefSeq, a predicted model, not a curated record